Messenger RNA from Vollenhovia emeryi, 1797 nucleotides. RefSeq lists its product as uncharacterized. The record is from RefSeq and is a predicted model, not a curated record. Gene Ontology annotation, biological process: DNA integration. NCBI's taxonomy places the organism in Eukaryota, Metazoa, Arthropoda, Insecta, Hymenoptera, Formicidae. The transcript has 2 exons. Gene Ontology annotation, molecular function: nucleic acid binding. The coding region runs from base 1 to 1797 and encodes 598 amino acids.
AUGCAGAAGAUAUGGCAGCAGCAAGUGGAAUGGGAUCAAGAGCUACCGACGAACUUAAGAAUAGCUUGGGAAGAUUAUAACACAUCGCUCGCUGGAUUGAAUGACAUAAGGGUACACAGGAAUGUCAAUAUUCGAAACCAAGCGUCGACCUUCGAUCUUUAUGGGUAUGGAGACGCGUCAGAAGCAGCAUAUGGAGCAUGUCUAAAUGCAGUCUACAGAGAUAAGCAAGGGAUAAAUCAUUCGGAGUUAAUCUGUGCAAGAGCGAAGGUGGCACCGCUGAAGACUAUAUCUUUACCGAGGCUUGAGUCACAAGCCGCCCUCUUGCUAGCGCAACUGUACAACAUUGUCAAACGGUCUUGUAGGGACAAAAUAAACAAGGUCAGGCUGUGGAGUGACAGUAUGAUAACGCUCGACUGGAUAAAGACACCACCGCAUCUACUCAAGACAUUUGUAGCCAAUCGGGUAUCAAAAAUUCAGGGUCUUACAGAGGAAGCCACGUUCUUGGAAAGCUGCAGAUCGGGCAGGAAAGCAACGCCACUCACCGCGGAGCUGGAACGAGCAGAGAGGAUCAUUCUACGAUGGGUUCAACAAGAAGCCUUUUCCGUGGAGAUUCGAUAUCUACAAGAAGGCAGACCAUUCCCACGAAAAAGUCAGUUACGCGCACUGUCUGCAUACAUCGAUGAGGGAGGUUUGAUCCGUGUAGGAGGUAGGCUGCAAUACGCGGAGAUCAAAUCGGAACAGAAAAAUCCCAUCGUCUUGCCUUUAAUACACCAUGUCACCAGUAUUAUUCUACGCGACCGGCACGAACGAUUGCUUUACUGUCCACCGGAGCAAUUGUUGCACGAUGUACGCCAGCGAUUUUGGCCAAUCAGCGGGAGACGAGAAGUACGUAAGAUCAUCAAGAAAUGUGUAAAAUGUUAUCGCAUCAAUCCAACUACAAUGGAGAUCAAGAUGGGUGAGCUUCCUGCCGAGAGAAUUCGGAGUGUGGACCGACCAUUUACCAUCACAGGUAUAGACUACGCGGGUCCAAUCCAAAUUCGAGAAAGCAAACGCAGAGGAAGAAUCCAUGUCAGCAAAGGAUACGUUGCCGUAUUUGUUUGUACAAGUACAAAAGCAGUGCACCUAAAGAUGGUAACGGAUCUAUCAACCGACGCAUUCAUUGCUACUUUACAAAGGUUUAUCGCUCGUAGAGGACUGUGCUCUCAAAUAUUAUCGGAUAGCGGCACCAACUUUGUGGGAGCAGCUAAGCAUCUUAAAGAAUUGUACGAGUUCUUGAUUAAGGAACAAAAAUCAAUCGAAUCAGAAUUGGCGGAACAUAGAAUAGAGUGGCGCUUCAUCCCACCUCGCGCCCCUCACUUUGGAGGAUUAUGGGAGGCAGCGGUGAAGAGUACCAAGAAACAUUUACACACUGUAACAGAAGGACGCGUUCUGACGUAUGAGGAGUAUAGCACUCUUCUCGCUCAAAUAGAAGCUGUGCUUAAUUCAUGGCCAUUAACCCCGCUCUCGAGCGAUCUGUCAGAUCUUUCUGUUUUGACAUCAGCACAUUUCCUCAUUGGGAGCUCACUUCUGCAACCAGGGCAGAAAAGUCACCUUGAUGCUCCAGAAGGCUGUCUAUCCAGAUGGCAACGAGUUCAAAAAUUAAGCCAACUGUUUUGGGAACGAUGGAGGACGGAAUACUUGCAAGAAUUGCAGAAGAGGACCAAAUGGACAACUUCCAGCAAUAAGGCGAAAGAAGGCGACCUGGUCAUAAUAAAGGAAGAUAAUCUCCCCCUCUCCAGUGGCGGUUGGGUCGAAUAA